Messenger RNA from Amblyraja radiata (thorny skate), 1904 nucleotides. It is a transcript of the gene gtf2h2, whose product is annotated as general transcription factor IIH, polypeptide 2. Gene Ontology annotation, cellular component: transcription factor TFIIH holo complex; transcription factor TFIIH core complex. Lineage: Eukaryota; Metazoa; Chordata; Chondrichthyes; Rajiformes; Rajidae. The record is from RefSeq and is a predicted model, not a curated record. Gene Ontology annotation, molecular function: zinc ion binding. Gene Ontology annotation, biological process: DNA-templated transcription; regulation of transcription by RNA polymerase II; nucleotide-excision repair. The coding region runs from base 688 to 1866 and encodes 392 amino acids. The transcript is spliced from 15 exons.
GACAAUAAAAUAUUUAUUCAUUCAGGGUCUAUCAGGUUGGGGGCUUGGGAUUGAUGGAGGUGGGGGUCAUGGUUUGAAAAUGUUUACGAUUUGGAGGAAGGUUGUGAUUUUAGAAGCGGAGGUGGAUUUUGCAGGAAUUGUUGGAUGAUGGGAUACAUUUUGAGGGAUGGACUCGACAUAUUCAAUUUCAUUGAUGUAUAUUUGGCUACUUGGAUCUUAAAACAAAUGUUCUUUUGUUUAUUUUCCUGUAUAAAUCUCUGCACGAUUUUUUCACCCUGCUUUAGGCAUUGAAGCCAUCAGCUCCUUAUAUUUCCACCAAUUUAUAGCUUAGAACUUAUAGUUCCACUGAACUAGCAUGCAUGUAUAAAUAAACAGGAACUCAGGAUACUAACACAAUAGGUCUCAUUGGUUGAGAUAUUCCCAGCAUAAAUUCUGUCAGAUGAAAAAUGUAUUACUUUUAAACUAUUUUGAUACGUCUUGCUUCCAAAAUUUCUCGGGUGUUACGAGCUGUCAAGAUGCCCGAGCUGAACCCACAUUUGGAGAUUUUUUCCCCAACAGAUUAUGGUGAAAUUGUAUGUGUAAUGUUAAUUACUGCUGGAAUGGAAGGAGUGUGAUAAUUUUAGUUGAAUUGUAUUAACAGGUUUUUUUACAUUUCAAAGGAAAUAACCAAACACAAAGCAUAAAAUAAUGUAUGAAGAAUCAGAAAAAACCAAGAGGUGGGAAGGUGGCUAUGAACGGACUUGGGAAGUCCUCAAAGAAGAUGAGUCGGGUUCCCUUAAAGCCACGGUGGAUGAUCUUCUAUUCAAAGAGAAAAGAAAAAGAGUCUUUGAAUCACAUGGGCAAGUUAGACUCGGAAUGAUGCGGCACUUAUAUGUGAUAAUAGACAUGUCUAAAUCAAUGGAAGACCAAGACUUGAAACCGAACCGACUUACCUCAACAUUAAAGUUACUAGAAUACUUUGUAGAUGAAUACUUUGACCAAAAUCCCAUUAGUCAGAUUGGUAUAAUUUCUACAAAAAACAAAAGGGCAGAAAAGCUUACCGAACUUGCAGGAAAUCCGAAGAAACACAAAGAAGCCUUAAGUAAAGCUGUUGGUGGCUCAUGCAGUGGCGAACCCUCUCUUUAUAACUCACUCUCUCUUGCCAUGGAUACCCUGAAGCACAUGCCAGGGCAUACCAGUCGUGAAGUACUUGUCAUUUUCAGUAGUCUUACAACUUGUGACCCAUCUAACAUUUAUGAUCUUAUUAAGUGUUUGAAAGCUACUAAAAUCCGCGUGUCGGUGAUAGGUCUCUCGGCCGAAGUUCGAGUUUGCACUGUUCUUGCACGUGAGACUGAUGGUGUACACAAUGUUAUUUUAGACGAGAGUCAUUUUAGAGAUCUGCUUAAUUACCACGUUCGACCUCCACCUGCUAACUCCAAUUCAGAGUGUUCACUCAUUCGUAUGGGUUUCCCCCAGCAUACAAUGGGAUCGUUAUCCGAUCAGGAUGCCAAACCAUGUUUCAGCAUGGCACACUUGGAUAGCAGCAGUGGGCCAACAUUAACACUUGGUGGAUAUUAUUGCCCUCAGUGCAGAGCAAAAUAUGCUGAGUUGCCUGUGGAGUGUAAAGUCUGUGGUCUUACAUUAGUCUCUGCACCUCACUUGGCAAGGUCCUACCAUCAUCUAUUUCCACUGGAUGCCUUCAGAGAAAGUUCCUUAGAAGAGGUUCAGGGAGAACGGUAUUGUCAAGGUUGUGAAGGGGAUUUGCAAGAUCCAAUCGUGUAUACCUGCAACUUGUGCCAGAACAUCUACUGCGUGGAGUGUGAUAUUUUUAUUCAUGACACCUUACAUUGUUGUCCUGGAUGUAUUCAUAACCAAUCCAAUCCGUAAUGACUGUCAAAUAAAAUACUAAAUUAAUGAAUAACCAA